GGGUCUUGGUCUGCGCCUUGGCGGCCGUGCGGCCUGGCGGGGUCCCUACCUCCCGUCUCCGGGCCUUGGUGGCGGCCCAGGCGGGGCAUGCGCAGUCCCCACUCGUCGCUUUGUGGAGGGGGAAGUGUGCAGGGGGCACCGCUGACCGCUUGGCCAAAGACCGAGAGGCAGACCCGGGGCCUCCGCAGGGGAGAGGGCGGUCAGGCGGCGCCUUGGGCCCCGUGGAGAGGGGUGCUUCGGCCGGCACGGUGGAGCGGGCCGCCAGCCAGCCACACGCGUUCUGACCCCUGCGCGGUGCCAGGCUCCAGGCAGGACCCCGGGCAGGCGCACGAGAGGGAGGGUACCACCCUUGACCUGCACAGGGCUCCCAGCCCUCAGGAACGUUGGGGCUGAGGGCCAGCGGGACAGGCCAUCAGGCAACAAGCAAGCAAAGGGGCCCAUUUCAGUUCCUGACAAGUGUUGUGAUGGAAAUAAAACAGGGAAGAGGUGACUCUGAGGCCCCUGAGUGCCAGUGGUGGUGGUGUCCCUUGUCACCUGGAACCUCAUGCAGCCGGAACCCAGGCCUAGUGGGGCUGGGGCCCACACCCGAUUCCUGCCCCUGAUGUCACAACGCCCCGAGGGGGUAGGGGACACAAUGAUGUACGCCUCUACUGAGUGCAAGGCUGAGGUGACGCCUUCCCAGCAUGGCAACCGCACCUUCAGCUACACGCUGGAGGACCACACCAAGCAGGCCUUUGGCAUCAUGAAUGAGCUGCGGCUCAGCCAGCAGCUAUGUGAUGUCACACUGCAGGUCAAAUACAAGGACGCGCCGGCCGCGCAGUUCAUGGCUCACAAGGUGGUGCUGGCUUCAUCCAGUCCCGUCUUCAAAGCCAUGUUCACCAAUGGGCUGCGGGAGCAGGGCAUGGAGGUGGUGUCUAUCGAGGGCAUCCACCCCAAGGUCAUGGAGCGCCUCAUCGAGUUCGCCUACACAGCCUCCAUUUCCAUGGGUGAGAAGUGUGUGCUCCAUGUGAUGAACGGCGCCAUCAUGUAUCAGAUUGACAGCGUCGUCCGUGCCUGCAGUGACUUCCUGGUGCAGCAACUGGACCCCAGCAAUGCCAUUGGCAUCGCCAACUUCGCCGAGCAGAUCGGCUGUGCUGAGCUGCACCAGCGUGCCCGCGAAUACAUCUACAUGCACUUCGGGGAGGUGGCCAAGCAAGAGGAGUUCUUCAACCUUUCCCACUGCCAGCUGGUGACCCUCAUCAGCCGGGAUGACCUGAAUGUGCGCUGCGAGUCUGAGGUCUUCCAUGCGUGUAUCAACUGGGUCAAAUACGACUGUGAGCAGCGGCGCUUCUAUGUGCAGGCGCUGCUGCGGGCUGUGCGCUGCCACUCGCUCACGCCCCACUUCCUGCAGAUGCAGCUGCAGAAGUGCGAGAUCUUGCAGUCGGACUCGCGCUGCAAGGAUUACCUGGUCAAGAUCUUCCAGGAGCUUACGCUGCACAAGCCCACACAGGUGAUGCCAUGCCGGGCACCCAAGGUGGGCCGGCUCAUCUACACCGCUGGUGGCUACUUCCGCCAGUCGCUCAGCUUCCUGGAGGCCUACAACCCCAGUGAUGGCACGUGGCUCCGGCUGGCAGACCUGCAGGUGCCCCGCAGUGGCCUGGCAGGCUGUGUGGUGGGUGGGCUGCUGUAUGCCGUGGGCGGCCGGAACAACUCGCCCGACGGCAACACCGACUCCAGCGCCCUGGACUGCUAUAACCCCAUGACCAACCAGUGGUCGCCCUGCGCCCCCAUGAGCGUACCGCGCAAUCGAAUUGGGGUUGGGGUCAUCGAUGGGCACAUCUACGCUGUUGGUGGCUCCCAUGGCUGCAUCCAUCACAACAGUGUGGAAAGGUAUGAGCCUGAGCGGGACGAGUGGCACUUGGUGGCCCCAAUGCUGACUCGAAGGAUUGGGGUGGGAGUGGCUGUCCUCAACCGCUUGCUCUAUGCCAUUGGGGGCUUUGAUGGAACAGACCGCCUCAACUCAGCCGAGUGUUACUACCCAGAGAGAAAUGAGUGGCGAAUGAUUACACCCAUGAACACCAUCCGAAGUGGGGCAGGAGUCUGCGUCCUGCACAACUGUAUCUAUGCUGCGGGGGGCUACGAUGGUCAGGACCAGCUGAACAGCAUGGAGCGCUACGAUGUGGAGACAGAAACGUGGACUUUCAUAGCCCCCAUGAAGCAUCGGCGAAGUGCCCUGGGGAUUACUGUGCACCAGGGAAGGAUCUACGUUCUCGGAGGCUAUGAUGGUCACACGUUCCUGGACAGUGUAGAGUGUUACGACCCAGACACAGACACCUGGAGUGAGGUGACCAGAAUGACAUCUGGCCGGAGCGGGGUGGGCGUUGCUGUCACCAUGGAACCCUGCCGGAAGCAGAUCGACCAGCAGAACUGUACCUGUUGAACCACUCUUGUGUAUUGGCCAAAAAAAAGGGUCUGAUCAAGAGUAUUGUCAUUUUGUACAAAAACGGGGAUGAAAGAAAAGGCGACAGAGCAAAUGCUUGACCUCCAAGAUGGGAGGCUGGAUGCCUUAAUGUUAAAAUGACACCUCAAAUGAAGAGAAGGCCAGACUGGGAACCCAUGAGUCCAUCCGGGUAGUCCCAGGAAUGUCCAAGAAAGCCUGCCUGGGAGGGAGGUGCAGGAAAGGCAGACUCCCAGGAGAGGGGCCCCUGCUUCCACUACUCCAAGACUAGGCCUGGGUCCCACACCAGCAGGCCCCCCUUUGGGGCGAAAGCAGGUGUCAAGGUCAGGCUGGUUUUUGUGAUUGGUUCCUGGAGGCCUGGGAAGGAGCCAACUGAGGCCUCAGUUGGGGAGGCCCCUCUGGAGAUGUGGACCCCAGGGAUGGGCCUGUACAUAGAAACCACUGGAUAUCUCUGCCUUGGACAGUCAUUUUGUUGAUAAGAAACCCUGUAACUUUCCAAUGAAAAUAAAGAACAAACUAACUAGUG
This is a messenger RNA of Manis pentadactyla (Chinese pangolin), 2963 nucleotides long. It is a transcript of the gene KEAP1, whose product is annotated as kelch like ECH associated protein 1. Gene Ontology annotation, molecular function: transcription factor binding. The record is from RefSeq and is a predicted model, not a curated record. The transcript has 6 exons. Bases 545 to 2419 code for a protein of 624 amino acids. NCBI's taxonomy places the organism in Eukaryota, Metazoa, Chordata, Mammalia, Pholidota, Manidae.